This is a messenger RNA of Nothobranchius furzeri (turquoise killifish), 5924 nucleotides long. It is a transcript of the gene virma, whose product is annotated as vir like m6A methyltransferase associated. NCBI's taxonomy places the organism in Eukaryota, Metazoa, Chordata, Actinopteri, Cyprinodontiformes, Nothobranchiidae. Gene Ontology annotation, cellular component: RNA N6-methyladenosine methyltransferase complex. The record is from RefSeq and is a predicted model, not a curated record. Gene Ontology annotation, molecular function: RNA binding.
GGUUGAACCGGAUGUACUCACACUGACCCGGAAGUUUACCAUAUCCCAUCCAACGCUGCGAAGCUAUGGCAGGGGACGCAUCAACGGAGCUUCUUUUUCUUGAAACGUUUAAGCACCAGAGUGCGGAGUUAACCAACGUGGACGUGGUGCGGUUUCCUUGCGGGGUUCUGGUCACAGAGGUGCGGGUCAUCCCUCCAGGAAUUAAAGCUCACAGUAACUUACCUGACAGCAGAGCAUUUGGCGAGACGUCUCCUCAUGCUUUUCAGUUGGAGCUGUUUUUCAAUAAUGUCGCCAAGCCCAACAGCCCCACCUUCCACAGACUGGGCAGUCUGGAGUACGAUGAGAACAAGUCCAUUGUGUUCAGACCCAGUGGGAAGGUGAACACAGAUGGGCUGGUGCUGCGCGGCUGGUACACCAGUCUGACUUUGGCUGUUUACGGAACCGCCGAGCGCCCUCAUGGCCAUGGCCGGGAUUCUCCUCCUCCUCCUCCUCCUCCCCCGCCUCCGCAACAGCCAAGUGGGCUCAAGAGGAUCAUCAAAGAAUGGGAAAAAGAUGACCAGUAUAAUGGCAGCCCACCCAGACCAGCGCCCAGAGGGCCUCGGACCCCGCCUGGACCUCCUCCCCCAGAUGACGACGAGGAGGAGCAAGUUCCAGCGGCAGUGGGUUUAAUCAAAGAGGAGCCGGGUCGGGACGGGUACCUGGAAGCCGUGUCUCCUGAAAGAUCGCUGCCCGCUGAUGAGGCAUUCUCAGACGGCGACGCCGAGGAAGAGGGUGAAGAAGAAGAAGACGAGAUGCGCGAGGAGGAGGAAGAUGCACGGACGGAAGGGAGCGCCCAGGAGGAGGAGGAUGAAGAGGAGGAAGACGAGGGUGAUGAUGGGUACGAGCAGAUUUCCAGCGAUGAGGACGACUUGGACAACGGGAGCUUCAAGCUGCCCACCUUCGACAUAGACUACACCCCCGAGGAUCUUGCCUCAGUCCCACCUGUCCAGUUUGAUCCGUAUGAGCGAGAACUCAAACCCCUGGUCUAUUUCACUCCUCCGUAUAAGACUCGCUUUGAUACCCAGCUGGAGAAGACCACCGUGGAGGAGCCCAGAGAUGCCGGUGGAACAGAAGGCCCAGCAGAGGGAGAGGAAGGUGAAGCUGUCGCUCAGCUAAAGGAACUUCUCUCUGGUGUGGGUGAGGACAGAGAUGCUCGCUGGGUUACUGCUCUGGAGGAUGCACCUGGACUGCUGAACAAAGGUUUGGCGUACCUAAUUAAACAAGGACAGGCGGAGGUGGAGGAACCCAUCAGAGACUUAGUUAGGUGGACGCUCCAAGCUCUGAGCAUGGAGGUUGCUCUUACGCAACCCAUCGCCCUUAACCUGAGACAAUUAAAAGCUGGUGCAAAGUUGGCCUCGUGCCUAGCCGAGUGUCCACCGGGCCUCACGGAGCUGCUGCACCAAGGGGCUCUGAACGUGCUGCUGGAGCUGCUCCACGCUGAUCACGUUUCCUCCACUUUGAAGCUGAGCAUCCUCAGAGCUUUGGACGCUCUCAUCAGCGCUCCAGCAGGGUGUGAAGCCUUCCUGCUCGCCAGAGAUGCGGAGAAGAGCGGCUAUCAGCGUUUAGUCCAGCUGUUCCUGCGUGAAGAGACAGUCAGAGUUAUAACGGCCGGUAACGCCAUACUACAGAAAAGCCACAUGUACGAAGUGCUGACGGCCCUACAACACGCAGCAACAGCGUGGAGCGAGCCGCACCAGGAGGAGGUGGAGGAGACCGAAGGUGCUAUGGAAGAGGAGCCGUCACUAAGCUCCACCCCUGUGAGUGAAGCUGAGCUUGAUAGGCUUGCUGAGGUUUUAGAGGAGCUUCAUCACCUUCUGGAGACUGCUCCUCACUGCAUGGUCCAGCCUCCUGGAAAAGCCUUCCCCACCACCGUCAGAAUAACAGGACCACAGGAGAGGGACAACCCUUACCCAGCGCUGUUCAGAUAUAUGCACUCGUGCCACUUCUUGGAGAGCACUACAGUUGUGCUGUCAGCAGCAGCUGCAGCCGGCCAUCUUAGUGUCACCCAAGCUGUCAAAGACCUCCUUCGCUUCCUGUCGGUCACCCAGUCCGGUCUGCUCUUCCUCUUGGCUCAGGCCACACCCAGCAACCUCCUGCUGCGUCUCCUGGCCUCCAUGCCGGAGUCUGAGGGCGACGAGAGCGCGCUAACGGGAGGAGAAGGAGGCCUCACAGGGCCUGGGUUUGGGGAGGAGGGGUUUUGUGUCUGGUUAAUGCAGGCGCUGCACUCUCUGCAGAGUGUGUCAGAGCUCAUGAGCCACGUGGCAGCAGGAGGAGACGGUGGUGCGGGGCUCGAAGAAGGGGACAACUCAGAAGUUCUGGGCAUGCUCCACGCGCUUUACCUUAUGACUUUCACACAGACGGGGCGCAGCGCUGUGGCUCACGUUUUGAGUUUGGAGAACAACCUGUCCUGUCUGGUCACUCUGCUCCAGCAUCACAGCAAGGAAGGACAGGGUGAGGCCAAAUCUCGCAAAGCAGUGACUUAUAACUAUGCUUGUAUGCUGCUCUUAAUGGUGGUCCAGACCUCUAAUGAGCUGAGGAUGAUGGAGCAACACGCUGCUCCGCUGCUCUCUGUUGCAAAGGCAGACGACACUAAUGCAAAACUGCAGGAGCUCAGCAAGUGGCUGGAGCCUCUGGAGAAACUUCGUUUUGAGAUCAGCAGCAUCCCCACCCUCAUUGGCUACAUCAAGCAGAAUGUGGAGAAUGUGUUGAACGCUGAGGGAACUGGACUUGUCACGGCUCUGAGGGUCCUCUGUCACAUCGCCUGUCCACCUCCUGCCGUUGACGGUCAGCAGAGAGACCUGAAGUGGAGUCUUGCCGGUGUGCAGCUGUUCUCUGGGGAGGGUCUGGAUACGUGCGUGCGUGUCCUGCAGAAGCUCUGCAGCGUGCUGCUGCAGCCGUGGCGCGCGCACGGACACAUGGGCCCGACCCCGCAGCGCUGCAUGAUUCUCAACAUAUGUAUCAACACCCUCAGGCUGCUGCGCACCAUGCUGACAGAGCUGCUCUGCGGUGGCGCCUUCCAGUUCAGGGACACGCGUGUUGCCAGCGUUUUGGUGACGCUCCACAUGAUGGUGUGUUCCAUUCCUGCGUCAGGGCGUCUGGACGGGGAGGAGACCAGAGUGCAGGCGCUCAUCGUGGACGUGUUGCUCACCUUCACUCAGGGUGUCAGCGCAGAGGUCACUCACACAGAGGAGACGUUAGCCAGUAACACGUGGUCCCUGAUGCUAAAGGAGGUUUUAGGCUGUCUUCUGAAAGCCCCUGAAGGUCUGUUCUCAGGCCUGACGCUGCUGUCGGAGCUCCUGCCUCUUCCACUGCCGAUGCAAAGCACUCAGGUGUUAUCAGUCCAGGAUGUAGCUAUAGCCUUAAACACCAGGAAGCUGUGGAGCAUGCACAUCCGAUCUCAGUGGAAAGUGCUUUUCGAAGUGCUCAGAUGUGUGUGUGCCACCAGCUGCCCCCCCCUCCUCACCAUGCUGAGGAGAGUGUGUGUUCAGCUGGCGGACUUGUCUUCAACCACGGCGACGCUCGUCAUGAAGACCGUGUUGGAGCUGCUGCUGGAGGAGCUGCAGCCGGCGGAGGGGAAGAGCGUGGGCUGGGGCCAGGUCCUGCGUCUGCUGUCUUUGGUGGAUGCUCUGGUGUCACAGAGGGCUUGUAAGAGCACCACGCUACAGCUGCUGUCGGGCAUCGUGUCCGGAGACGAACAGCUGGCAGAUGUGUUCCCCUUGCUUCUGUCUCUGCUCGUCCCUCCGGCCGACCACUCCCUUCAGCAGCAGCAGUGCAGCGUUUUGGUGGGAACCAUACUACAGUCACUGUGUGACCAGGACAUUUCUCUGGUGGUGCCCCCGCCUGGGGAAAGCUGCGCGUCGGAGGCUGAACAGCUGACCAACGCGCUCCCGGGUCGGGAGAUGAUGUCAUCAGUGUGUAACUCUCUAUUGGAGGUUUUAGGAAACAAAGAUGGCAGCAUCCCACUCCUGCUCACCUGCAUCAGGACUCUAACAUUCCUCACCGAGCACGAUUACGGGCUCUACCACCUCAAAGUCGCUUUGAGGAAACACGGCUCAGAGCUGGGCUCGCUGCUGAAAAGGCUGGUGGUUUCUUUCAACAAGGACUCUACGGAUCUGCUUUCAGCUCUGCUCGACUUCCUCAGGCAGAUGAUCAACACGGACGCAGUGUGUGCCGAGGAGAGUCGUGGCUCCGGCGACGAGUCGGCCUGCGUUGCUCCACGUUUGCUGUCGGGGUCAGAGAUGAAAGCGCUGCUGCAGUGGGAGGACUCCGAGUCACAUCCGCUGUCUUCUUUAGAGAAGCUCAUAACGAAACUAUGCAAAGAAGACGAUUCUCUGGAGACCAUGUUGGAGAACACAGUUGUUCUGAAGCAGGCUCUGGAAGCGGCUACAGACGCUUCUCCUGCAGCAGAAACCGAGCCUGUUCUGCCAGCGCCUGAAACUCUGGUGGCUCAGUUCAACCACAGGACCGUGUUCAUUCUGUCAGAAGCGUUGGAUGAGCAGCUUAAAGCUCUGUGGUUCUCACCUUUCCAGACAGAUGACAUAGAAACAGACCUGGACCUGGUGAAGGUGGACCUGCUGGGUCUGGCUCAGGCGUGUUGUCCAGAACUAGACUUAAAAGCUGAGCUGGAGCGCUCCUUCCUGUCCGAACCGUCGUCUCCCGGUCACACCAAGGCUCCUAAAGGUUUCCGACUGGGAAAACACAAGCACGAGACAUUCAUUACAUCAAGCGGUAAGUCCGACUACAUUGAGCCAGCUAAAAGAGCCCACAUCCUUCCUGCUCCUCGAGGUCGCGGGGGUCGAGGAGGGUUCGGACAGAACCUCACACGUCCACAUGAUAUUUUCCGCCUACGAAAACAGAACACUUCCCGUCCUCCCAGCAUGCACGUGGAUGACUUCGUUGCAGCGGAGUUUAAGGACAUUCCCAACCCUCUUGGAAUCAUGCCCCCCAAACGUCUCCCAAAAAGCACCCCCAAACCCCCGACCAGAGGUCUGUUCACGGGGAACCGAGGCAGGGCAGCUUUUCACAGCCAGACUCGCUUUUUCACUCCACCACAACCUAAAGGUGUUCUCCUGUCAGGUAACUAUACUCGGAGAGAUGUCGGCCGUGGGUCAUCGUGGAGCGGUCAAGUUCCGACUCUCACUCACAGAGGAACCUACAGUGAACCCCGCGGAGGCCAGAGCAACUUCACCCGAGGCCCUCUGCCCUCCAGACAACCUCCUGCCAGCGCUUAUCGAUUAGCCAUCAGAGAUCGAGCUCCGCGGGGCCGGGGAGGCGCAGGGCUGUCCUGGCUCAGCGGGGGAGGAGGUGCCGGCAGUGCUGGAGGAGGAGGAGGAGGAGGAGGAAGAGGAUCUCAGGGGAGCAAAUUCAGUGGUGGGGGAGGAAGUGGAGGUGGGAGGGGGAGACAUGUGCGCUCUUUCACCAGGUAAACUCACCUGGAAAAUGACUGCAGCCUCUCAUGGCUACAUAUGGACCAAUCAGGAUUCAUGUUUGCUGUUUCCAUGGAAACAUGGUGUAAUGAUGUUGUCUCAAUGAGUGGUAAUGUAUUUUUGUUAUAAGCUGAAACCAUAGAAUAAAUGUAGUUGUUAAAGAGUGAAUGUUUGGAAGCCAAAAACCAGCAUUGUUAGUAAAAACAUUUUUUGGGGGGCAAUAAAGGAGAAUCGGGUCUGAAAUAUUUAUUACAUUUAGUGCAGAAAACCUCUUUUUUGUUUAGAUUUGGCCUUUUUAAAGGGAAAAUACAGAUAGGACACAAGUUUGGACCUCCUGGCUUUGUGGAACAUUACAAACAAAUCAAUUUGUUUUUUUUGGUUUUCAGAUCAAGUUCAGGGCAAAAAAAAAGAAAACAACAGAAAAAGUUAUCAAAUAAAAUCUUUCAAUAAGGAAAUUUA